AUGAAGCCAAGUCAGCUACUGGAACUAUCCUGUCAGCUCCACAAGAAGCACGUAACGCCAACAAUUUCGGUAAAUUUCCGGUUCAACGAGACCAUCAGUAAGUUCACAAUCCAUGCCGUGUUCGACGUAUUUGCGAAGGGUAAUAAGCGCAUCAAUUUGGUGAACAUCAAAAUGGACGGCUGCAGGUAUCUGAGCUCGCUAAAUGGAAAAAAUCUCUUUCAUAAACUAUUGAAACGACUGCGGAGUGUUAGCGAUUUACCUAAUGGUUGUCCAAUUGUGGCGCAACAAAAAUAUGAAAUACGCAACUAUACGUUCCUACCCGACGAAUACCCCUCCAACGCCCCCGAGAGCCAUUGGCAAAUGCGCGUGAAAUUGCUGAAGCAGAACGAACUAUAUGUCGACAUAUUGUUCGACGGCGCUGUGGUCUAUAAUACGUGAUGGCCAUGCCAAUGCCUAUACUAAUAUU
Messenger RNA from Scaptodrosophila lebanonensis, 466 nucleotides. RefSeq lists its product as uncharacterized. The record is from RefSeq and is a predicted model, not a curated record. Lineage: Eukaryota; Metazoa; Arthropoda; Insecta; Diptera; Drosophilidae. The transcript has 3 exons. Bases 1 to 438 code for a protein of 145 amino acids.